Sphenostylis stenocarpa is the source of this 252-nucleotide messenger RNA. NCBI's taxonomy places the organism in Eukaryota, Viridiplantae, Streptophyta, Magnoliopsida, Fabales, Fabaceae. The record is from the annotation of a GenBank genome assembly.
AUGUUGCCGAGGAUUCAUUCCACGGUUCCCCGAAAACCUGCUCGUAUACAUCUUCAACCGUGUGCCCCGGAUCCGGUUCAACAUAAUGGGAGUGGUCAGAAAAAUAAACGCGCUUCGAGUUGGGAUCCGAAGUGGAAGCUGGCGAGAUUGAAAGCAAAAGUUUGUAAGAGAAAAAAACGACAAAAGAUGAAAGUGGGAACCAUGCGUUAUGAGAUUAGAGUGUCAGAUUUGAGAUAUGAGAUUUCAGGCUGA